Penicillium cosmopolitanum is the source of this 1776-nucleotide messenger RNA. Its product is annotated as Six-hairpin glycosidase-like protein. Bases 1 to 1776 code for a protein of 591 amino acids. Gene Ontology annotation, biological process: carbohydrate metabolic process. NCBI's taxonomy places the organism in Eukaryota, Fungi, Ascomycota, Eurotiomycetes, Eurotiales, Aspergillaceae. The record is from RefSeq and is a predicted model, not a curated record. The transcript has a single exon.
AUGCAUUUUGACAAAUUGUUUACAUUUGCUUGCCUUGCAGCGCCAGCGCUUGGUUUAAAUACGGCUGAAAUACUUCAGGAGUAUUUUGGCAACGAUGCACCUUGGUAUUCUGAUCGCAUCCCAGUCUUUGAAUCCAGUGCCUCUGAUAUCCAGGAUGUGUACUAUUACCGAUGGAAAAUCUUCCGAGCCCACCAGCGCGACCUUGGCGCUGAUGGCUACAUCUCAACUGAAUUCCUCGAAGACGUGAGCUGGCAGACGCAACCAUCCGCAUUGCUUAUAGAUGCGACGAAUAUGCACCUUCGUGAAGGACGCUGGUGCCGAGACCGUCGCUUCAAGGAUGAUUACAGAAACUUCAUCUUCGGACCGAAUAAGAACCCUUAUCAAUUCUCCGAAAGCAUGGCCGAUGGAGCGUGGCAAGGUUAUCUUGUUGAUGGCGUUUCUGAUACCAUUACUGGGCUUCUUGAUUCCAUGCAAAGUGUCUAUACGGGCUGGAAUACCACAAGCAUGUCAACGGGUGGCUAUGAUGUAUCGAAGAGCCUAUACUGGAUUCAGCCCUUGACAGAUGCGACAGAGUAUACUAUUGCCAGCAUUGAUGCCUCUGGGGGCUCCGAUGGAUUCACAGGCGGUAAUGCAUUCCGUCCGAGCAUCAACAGCUACCAGUAUGCGAAUGCGUUGGCUAUCUCCAAUAUCGCUUCUCUCGCUGGGGACAAAGACCUUGCGCAACAGUAUAAGAAGAAGGCAGCUACCAUCAAGGAUACUGUCCAGAACUUCCUCUGGAACAGUACAUUCGAACAUUUUAUCGAUCGAUACAAAGUGGACAACGAUGAUGUCAAGUACUGGGACUUUAUCCGAGGCAGGGAAUUAGUUGGUUUCGUGCCCUGGACCCACGACCUCCCGGACGACACUCAUGAUUUCGCCCAAGCAUGGAAGCACCUCAUCGACUCUUCUAAGUUUGCCGGGCCACAUGGCCUUCGUACCAAUGAGCCCAGCUAUGAGUACUUCAUGCGACAAUAUCGCUACGAAGGUGACAAACGCGAAUGCCAGUGGAAUGGUCCUGCCUGGCCAUACCAGACUACCCAGGUCCUCGCAGCUCUUGCCAACUUGCUUGACCACUACCCCAAAGCUACGGCAGCAAAUGUUAUAAGUAAAGUCGACUACACCAAUAUUCUCAAGCAGUACGCGCAACUACACUACAACCAGAACCGAGGAGGUAUUCUGGAUCUCGAAGAGGACUAUGAUGCAGCUACUGGCCUCCCAAUUGUCGGGCUCGCUCGUUCUCCGCACUACUUUCACUCCGGCUUUAUUGACCUGAUUCUAUCUGGAUUCGUGGGUAUUCGCCCUCGUGCAGACAACACCCUCGAGAUCAAUCCAGCCGCAGACGGGAGCUCGAUCUCAUAUUUCCGAGCAGAGCGAAUCCUUUAUCACGGACACGAAGUCGCCGUACAAUGGGACGCCACGGGAGACAGGUACGGCAAAAAGGGACUGAUCGUCGAAGUCGACGGUAAAAAAGCAGCAAGUUCGAACAGUCUAUCCCGUCUGACGGUCAAUGUUUCCCGCAAAAGCCCGCCGUCAGUCGACCGUCCGAUUGCCGUGUCUGUCCAGCAAGGUGCGGGCACAAAUUAUCCAAGAGGCACGGUUUCCGUGACGAAUGUCACCGACACAGCUGGCAUUCACGCUGCUAUCGACGGGCGCGUCUAUUUCUUCCCCGAGACCGAUAUCGCGAAUGGGUGGAAAUACCCCGAUAGGCAACGGAAGCGAAGUUUGGUUUCAGAUUGA